AUGACCCGCACCCGCCGCUCCAACCGCACUUCCGGUGCAAGAACUAAAUACAUAGAUGAUCCGUUCGUGGCUGCGGGCGUUAGCGACGAGGACGCCGGGGAUGAGGGCGGCGCCGCCGUCGCCGCUCCCUCCUCGUCGGGGAAGAAGGGGCAGGGUAAGCGUGCGUUCGCAGCUGUGAAUGAUGAUUCUGAGGAUGAGGAUUUCAAGAUGGGUGAUGCUGGGGAUCGUGAUGAGGACGAUGAUGAGGACGAGGAGUUUCAGGAGGAGGUGGAGGACGACGACAAUGAUGAUGAGGAGGAGGAGGAGGCUGGGAAUGAGGACGGUGCUGGUGCCCGUGCUGGCGCUGGCGCUCGUCGUCGGAAGUCGCGCACCGUCGGUACCACUACUGCUGCUGCUACGCCCCGGACGCCCAAGCGACGACAUCCGGAUGGAAGCUUGCUGUUGGCGGGCGAUGAGACGCAUUCGCGCGGAUCGUUCAACCCUAUUGAACACGUUGGCAAGGCGGUCCAUCUGCGGUUGAUGUAUGGGACCGAUGAUCGGGAUUUGUUGGCUAUGAUCUAUGCGAGGGAGAGGUGGGGUGGGGGUAUCGAGUCGACGUUCCCGACUCGCGCGGCGUUGGAGAAGGAGCAGGAGCCCGGCACGGAUUAUGGGUAUGGGCGGACGUUUGGCGUUGAGCCUGCGGAUGUGGACCGGGAACGCUCCAGCGGCUGGGACUGGUAUUACUCGGACGCCGUCCGCCAGCGGUUCGGGAAACGGCAGCGCGUGCAGAAGCUCGCGGAGACUGCUGCGCGCCGGAAGUACUUCGCUCGGUCGCGAGGCGAUCAUACCGUCCUCAUUGGGCCGGUCGAUCGUCAGCAGGAGUUCACGCUGGCUCAGCACGAGGUACUUGACUUCGGCCAGGCGUGGGGAGAAGCCAAAGCUCACAAAGCUGGGUCUGCGGCCAAGCCCAAGGUGCGCGAGGGCUGGCUUCUGAACUUCGGCCAGAAGGUCCAGUGUCUGGCUUGGGUGCCGAAUCAGUCCGGCCUCACCCAGUAUCUGUCCGUCGUGGCGCCCGUUCUCCCGGAACAGAAACAGGAGGUUCCUGAUCCCUUGAAAGAUCAGGCCGCGCCGGCCUUCAGGCCGUCCGCGCCUUACCCCUGUGCUUUACAGAUUUGGUCGUUUCAGGCUCGGGAGUCCGAUGCGUUGACAAAACAGAUUGAUAUGUCCGUUAAGCCUCAGUUACGCCUUGCGCUAUGCACGGAUUGGGGGGAUCUGCGCCGGUUGGCCUGGUGUCCGAUGCCGCGCGGAUCUCGGGACGAAGACGAUGAAGGUGCGCAGAAGAGCUUGGGGCUUCUAGCGGGUGUUUGGACCGAUGGUUAUGUGCGAGUCAUCGACGUCAAGAUUGGCCGGGAUUCCAAGAAAGCUGAAUUCUACAAGGUACAUUCCACUGUUUUUGAGGCGAAGCCUCCGUCGACCGUAUGUACAUGCGUGACAUGGCUUUCUCCAAGCGAUAUCGCCGUCGGCUGUGCCAACGGGUAUGUCGCGAUCUGGAGCAUUGCACCGCCGUCUCCGAGCUCGUCAUCCGAUUCUCUCCCAUACUUCUAUCAAGCGCUCCACUCGACGUGGGUUCUCAACAUCGCGUCGGCCUAUCCUACUUAUCCUCAUCUGAUAGGCACCACGUCUAUGGACGGCGACACCCGGCUCACGUCAGUCAUCGACCCGCCCAAGGACCAGGUGUAUACGAAUCGCAUGCGGGUUGGCACCACGCAUCUCUCGUACUGCCCGCCGCUCCAAUCGUUUCUCUCAAGCGACGAGAACGAUUUCGCCCGUCUGCUCGCCGUCCGCCGGUUCUAUACCUCCACGGCCAUCGCCCGACUACAGAGUACAAUAUCGGCGCUGGCGCCGUGCAGUUCCUGGCAUCCAAGCGUGCUGUUCGGUUGCGUAGGCGGCAUGGCCCUGGCUACGAACCCUCUGCGGCGGAUGCUGCAUUCCAAGGAGAAGCAAUGGCAACAGAACUGGUUCCAGCAUGAAUGGGUGCGUGGGCCGCACGCCACCGGCACGGGGGUCAGUCGGUUCUACGACGGAUACCGUGCAGAGAGUGUCAGUCUGUUGCGCAACCUGAUCGGCGACCGCAAACUAGUCAAUGGGAUGGCUAUGAUCACGAUCUACGAGGAAGAAACCCAUAUCACUGCGCUUUCAUGGAACCCGAAUCAAGCCUGUGCAGGCUGGGCUGGUGCGGGUAUGGGGUGUGGCUUGGUUCGCGUCGAGGAUCUGACAAUGUCUUGA
Messenger RNA from Aspergillus homomorphus CBS 101889, 2265 nucleotides. RefSeq names its product transcription factor TFIIIC subunit TFC6. Gene Ontology annotation, molecular function: protein binding. The record is from RefSeq and is a predicted model, not a curated record. Gene Ontology annotation, biological process: transcription by RNA polymerase III. NCBI's taxonomy places the organism in Eukaryota, Fungi, Ascomycota, Eurotiomycetes, Eurotiales, Aspergillaceae. Gene Ontology annotation, cellular component: transcription factor TFIIIC complex. Bases 1 to 2265 code for a protein of 754 amino acids. The transcript is spliced from 3 exons.